AUGUCGCAUUUGGCUGUGUCUCAGAUGGCUUUAACUGUUCCUGUCAGCAAUGAUUUCUCCGUCAGAAGAUCUGCGUUUAAGGCAUCGAACUUAAACGUUCGGGAUAAAUCAUGGGCGCCAGUAUUUAUGUUGGGCAUGAAAGCUAAGAACUGUGGUUGGAGGAAUCACAAUGUGAUUUGCAUGUCAGUUCAACAAGCAAGUGUGCAGAAAGUUACGGUUUCCCCUUUGGAAUUGGAAAAUCCUACGGAGCCUCCGUUGAACUUACACAAGCCUAAAGAGCCUUAUACAGCAACAAUUGUUUCCGUCGAAAGAUUAGUAGGGCCAAAGGCUCCCGGGGAAACUUGUCAUAUUGUGAUCAAUCAUGAUGGAAAUGUUCCUUACUGGGAGGGUCAGAGUUAUGGUGUUAUUCCACCAGGUGAAAAUCCCAAAAAACCCGGGACCCCCCAUAAUGUCCGACUAUAUUCAAUUGCUUCCACAAGGUAUGGAGACAAUUUUGAUGGCAAAACAGCCAGCUUGUGUGUGCGUCGUGCUGUUUAUUAUGAUCCCGUGACAGGGAAGGAAGAUCCUUCAAAGAACGGUGUUUGUAGUAAUUAUUUGUGUGACUCAAAACCGGGAGACAAAAUUAAGAUCGCAGGCCCCUCAGGGAAGAUAAUGCUUUUGCCGGAGGACGAUCCAAAUGCUACCCAUAUAAUGAUUGCCACCGGCACUGGUGUUGCUCCAUAUAGAGGCUAUCUUCGUCGAAUGUUCAUGGAAUCAGUCCCAACAUUCAAGUUUGGUGGACUAGCAUGGCUCUUCCUCGGUGUUGCAAAUGCCGAUAGUCUUCUCUACGACGACGAGUUCACCAAAUACCUUAAGGAUUACCCGGACAACUUCCGGUACAACCGAGCACUUAGCAGAGAGGAAAAGAACAAGAACGGCGGCAAAAUGUAUGUGCAAGAUAAGAUUGAGGAAUACAGCGAUGAAAUCUUCAAACUCUUGGAUAAUGGAGCACACAUCUAUUUCUGUGGUCUGAGAGGAAUGAUGCCUGGGAUCCAAGAAACACUGAAAAGGGUUGCUGAGAAGAGAGGAGAAAGUUGGGAAGAAAAGCUUUCACAACUCAAGAAGAACAAACAAUGGCAUGUUGAAGUUUACUGA
Lathyrus sativus (Indian pea) is the source of this 1134-nucleotide messenger RNA. NCBI's taxonomy places the organism in Eukaryota, Viridiplantae, Streptophyta, Magnoliopsida, Fabales, Fabaceae. The record is from the annotation of a GenBank genome assembly.